AUGUCAGCUCCGAAGCGCGAUCCGACAGUAACUCUUCAACAGAGAGCAUGUGCGUUGCUCCUUCAUGGUUCGGCGGCCGCUGUUAUGGCCUACGGCUGGUUCAGCAUGCAUGGGACACCGCUGGAUGAUUGGAUUAAUAGCCAGAAAGGGGGGCAUUUUCAGUUUUUGACGAUUCAAGGGUUGAUGGUGGCAUGGGCUACUACCGUGAUUAGUAUUGGAUGUGACCUUGUUCCUUCCUUUACCGCUUUGAAGACGGUCAAACGAACAUUGUUCAUGAUAGCAAUGCCCCUCUCUAUCGUGAUCUCCACAAUUUACUGGUCACUCUACCUCUUCGCCCCCGGCCUCAUCCUCCAAACCGUCCCCUCCGAAGGCGAACCCUCCUCGUCCGACUUCACCCCCGAGCCCUUCCGCCUGCGGCUGUCUACCGACCUCGCUCUGCACGCCAUUCCCGCGAUAUCGAUGUUCGCAGAUUUCAAGCUGUUUGAGCAGAAAUACAGUGCGAGGGACGCUAGGCUCGGCGCUCCGUUGAUGGCGCUCGGGGCGGCGCUGUGGUACGGGUGUUGGGUGGAAUGGUUGGCUACGUAUAACGGGAUCUUCCCAUAUCCGUUCUUGACCGAGAACCCAUUCCCAAUCCGUGUGGCCAUCUACGCUGGAGCGACGUCUAUCGCCCUCGUCUCUUUCUGGGUUAUCAAUGCGCUUCAUACUCGUCCGUGGUUGGGUUCUUCAAGUCCAUACCCACUGCAGGCGAAUGGCGCCAAGGCCAAGUCGACUUGA
This is a messenger RNA of Stereum hirsutum FP-91666 SS1, 774 nucleotides long. RefSeq lists its product as uncharacterized. The record is from RefSeq and is a predicted model, not a curated record. Gene Ontology annotation, cellular component: endomembrane system; membrane. The transcript is spliced from 5 exons. Lineage: Eukaryota; Fungi; Basidiomycota; Agaricomycetes; Russulales; Stereaceae. The coding region runs from base 1 to 774 and encodes 257 amino acids.